Messenger RNA from Trachymyrmex cornetzi, 864 nucleotides. RefSeq names its product juvenile hormone acid O-methyltransferase-like. The record is from RefSeq and is a predicted model, not a curated record. Lineage: Eukaryota; Metazoa; Arthropoda; Insecta; Hymenoptera; Formicidae. The transcript has 5 exons. Bases 1 to 864 code for a protein of 287 amino acids.
AUGGCAAGUCCAAAAGAUUACAUCGCGUUUAAUAAAUUUCAAAGAUUUAAUAUAUUGAUUAUAAUUGAAGAGUUUGCCGAGAGUCUAGUGAAAAUAAGUGGAAAAUGUAUGGACAUCGGUUGCGGUCCUGGAGAUACAACAAAGGAUUUUCUCUUACCAAGUAUAGACUCAUAUGGACAAAUAAUUGGUACGGAUAUUUCGGAGAGCAUGAUCAAAUAUGCAAAUGAAACAUUUAAAGACGAAAAACGGCUUCAAUUCGACGUAUUGAAUAUUGAAACUAAAAAUUUACCUAAGAAAUAUAUUUCUGAAUUUAAUCAUAUAUUUUCGUUUCACACUUUACAAUGGUGCAAUGAUAUUCGUGGUCGGACAACCGCUGGUCUUAUCUUCACUGAUCGGACAAUCCCUAGUCUUGCCUUCACUGGUCGGACAACUGCUAGUCUUGCCUUCACUGGUCGGACAACCGCUAGUCUUACCUUCACUGGUCGGACAACCGCUGGUCUUGCUGAUGGUGACCAAAACAACCCUGAAGUGGAAACUAUGAAAAAUAUUUCACCAUAUCAAGAGUCAAAAAAUCCUCGCAAAGAGUUGAAAGAAUUACUUGAAAGUAUUGGAUUUAUGGUUCACCAUUGCAGUCUUCGGAAGGCGAGCUAUAGCGGUAAAAAGUCAGAACACUUUGCCAAUUCAAUAUUAUCCUUCUUGACAUUUCUUGAUGACAUGCCAAAUGACCUGAUGAAUGACUUCAAGAAUGUAUUUCGACAUGAAUAUAUGAGAAGAACAAUUAACUACAAAUCAAUACAUAAUGAUGAAGAACAUACGUUGGAUCUACAUAAACAAUUAAUAGUUUAUGCACAAAAGAUUAUAUAA